AUGGCGCAGGCCGCGCCCGCGCCCCACCGCACCCACUCCUUCGCGAAGAAGACCUUCCACAAGCCCACCUACUGCCACCACUGCUCGGACCUGCUGUGGGGGCUCAUCGGCCAGGGCUACGGAUGCGAAGUGUGCAACUUCAUAGUGCACGAGCGAUGCGUGGGGCAAGUGGUGACGCCGUGCUGUGGGGUGGCGCCGAGCCUCAUCAAGAACCCCGUGGCGCAUUGCUGGUCGGAGCCGACGCACCACAAGCGGAAGUUCUGCACGGUCUGCAGGAAGAGGCUCGAUGAGCUCCCCGCCUUACAUUGUAUGAUUUGCGAGUACUACGUGCACGGCGAGUGCGUAGACUUCGCGGCGGCCGACUGCAAGGAGAACGCGACAUACUGCGCGGGCAGCGAGCCCCGCCACGUGCACCACUGGCGGGAGGGCAACCUGCCCGCCAACUCCAAGUGCUCCGCGUGCCGGCGCGCCUGCUGGUCCGCGGAAUGCCUCACCGGCUACCGCUGCGAGUGGUGCGGCAGCACGUGCCACGCCGGCUGCCGCUCGCUGAUCCCCGAGGAGUGCAACUUCGGGAUGCUGCAGCCGAUCUUCCUGCCUCCCUCGGCGGUCUCGAUCCCGCGCACGGAGGUCCCAAUGGAGGCGAUCAUCGGGGUGCAUGUGCGCCCUCCGCCCUCGCAGCGCGACUUCGGCUGCCGUAAGUGUCCAAGUAACCUCCCCCCCUCAGCGCUCCGACGGGUCGCCCGCGCGCGCGCUUUGGCCCUACAUGCGCCUCGCUGGUUCAGCUUCGCUCGCAUACCGUUUCAAUCAUCACCCGCCCUCUUUCAGACGCCCAUUACC
Molecule: messenger RNA, 837 nt
Organism: Iphiclides podalirius (scarce swallowtail)
Lineage: Eukaryota; Metazoa; Arthropoda; Insecta; Lepidoptera; Papilionidae
Source: the annotation of a GenBank genome assembly